AUGAUGAAGAUAUGGUCUAUGGUAGGAGGAAUCAAGUCACGCAGUCAUGGACACUGUUCUGAUGAUGAUAUCCAGAAACAACAGCAGCAAAAAGAUGAGCAAGCGCAGGGGACAACUCAGAAAAAGAAGAAGGUCACGGCUGCCCAACUCCGUGUUCAAAAGGAUCUCAGUGAACUAUCUCUUGGGUCCACCAUGAAGACGACGUUUCCAAAUCCUGACGAUAUCCUCAAUUUCACGCUCACGAUCGAACCAGACGAGGGCAUGUACAAGGGAGGAAGCUUCGUCUUCAACUUUGCUAUCAACCAGAACUUCCCCCACGAUCCGCCCAAAGUUAAAUGCACUCAGAAGAUCUACCACCCCAAUAUCGAUCUGGAGGGUAAUGUCUGCUUGAACAUCCUCCGAGAAGAUUGGAAACCUGUGUUGAAUCUGAACGCCGUGAUUGUCGGCAUGCAGUUCCUCUUCCUCGAACCCAAUGCAUCUGAUCCGCUCAACAAAGAAGCUGCAGAGGAUCUCAGAAACAACCGAGAAGGAUUCAGACGAAAUGCGAGAACGGCAAUGGGCGGCGGCGCGGUUAGAGGCCAAACCUAUGACCGAGUCUUGCGAUGA
Messenger RNA from Rhinocladiella mackenziei CBS 650.93, 606 nucleotides. RefSeq lists its product as uncharacterized. The transcript has 3 exons. The record is from RefSeq and is a predicted model, not a curated record. NCBI's taxonomy places the organism in Eukaryota, Fungi, Ascomycota, Eurotiomycetes, Chaetothyriales, Herpotrichiellaceae. The coding region runs from base 1 to 606 and encodes 201 amino acids.